CUUGUUUUCAUGAAUGUAUAGAAAUGUCAUCUUGGACAGGAAGAGAUUAUAGAAUAUUUUAGUGUGUGUUGCACUAUAUUGCAUUGGAAAAUGGUUUGCCUUAGCUCAAGUAAAAAAUGAGUGGAGUGAUUUUAAUUAGCUGGGAAAUCGUUUUCAAGCGGCUUCAUGUAAGGAUUACAGGCGGAACUGCGCUCCAUCCGGGCCGAGCCCGCAUGCCCUCGGACCGCGGCUGGGAGGAGGCUCUGGUGUCAAUUCUAGUGUGUGUGAUAAAGGGGGGCUGAGGGGGGCGGGGGUGCGAAACUACUGUUGGAGGUAUCGGACAAGGCUGUCAAAUAAAACAUGCGAGUCACCCGAGGCGGGGGCUAUUUAAUAUCCUUGUUUUCCGUGACGAACCCCCUCCCCCCAGGUAAUGCACUCGAGAGAGGCAAAAGCUGCCCAGCAAGAGGCCGGCAGUGCAGCCUGUGCCCCCUUUGACAGAUCCAUAUUUCCCCUUGUGCUGGCACAGUCCGGACCGGACACUGGGCCGGUGAGCCCGGGGCUGCGCAGCGGGGGGGUCGCGCCCUGCCGCCCGGUGGCGCACCUCGGACCCUCGGCUGGGCGAAGCCGUGCGGGCAGGGUGUUUCGAGAGGCAGGCGGACCGGGUUGCGAGCGGACUCUCCUAACUUAUAGGAUCACCGGGGCAAACGCACAACGCCUGAACAGGCCUUUCUUUUUCUUUACUUUUCCUAGAGAUGCCAAGACGCGCCGUCAGCCUGUGGCCACCCUCUGGGUGCCGCUUGAGCCCCUGCUAAGCGCAGAUCCGAUCCAUUGCCCAAAUUAACCUUUACGUUUUUUUAAAUAAAAAUAAAUAUAGGCGGGCCCUGUGGGUGGGAAACCCUGAGUGACGCGGGCGGCGGCCAAUCGCCUGUUGGAGAGUUCCGUUUCCUGGCGUGUAAUCUCGAAGCUCCCCCAUGAGAGACGUGUAAACCGAACUUGACGCUGUCGCGCUGCCCCCUGACGGACGCGGCUCCGGGCCAAUCCCGUCCCGACGUCGCCGGGCUCUCGCCGAUCCUAUUGGCGAAAGGCUUGAAGAGGGGGCGGAGUGUUACCGGAACGCUACACAGUCGGUUAGGUUGUAAGAAAGUUAAUGGCUGGGGGGGAAAGGGAUUCUCUUCUCUUCUCGCUUCAGGAGAGUUUCGGGAUUUUCUGAAGUAAAAAUACCAUAAUUUAUAAACAAAUAUAGCCCCGAAGGAAGUUAAGAACCGUAUUAAGUUUGUUAAACUACAUAUUACAUAGGGAAGUAUGCAGGAUGCAGUAGCCGGGACGGCAAUGCUGACGGACGGCUUCGAGGACGAGAUUGACUCGGUGACUCCGCGCUCCCCCGCGGUAGGGAUGGGGGUCGGAGCGGCACCAGGAGCCGGGCUCGGUGGCCUAGGGAUCGGUGUCGGCGGAAAGAAGGUCCGCCUGUUCGGCGAGCCGGGCGGGCCCGCCGCAGACCGGCUGGACUUCAAGCUCGCUGCGGCCGCAGUGCUCUCCUCCGGGCCGGGCUCCGGUAGCGACGAGGACGAGGUCUCCGAGGUGGAGUCUUUCAUUUUGGACCAGGAGGAUCUGGACAACCCCAUGCUUAAAACGGCGUCUGAGCUGCUCCUGUCGAGUGCAGCGGACGGGGCAGACUUGCGGACGGUGGACCCAGAAACACAGGCCAGACUGGAGGCACUGCUGGAGGCCGCAGGGAUUGGUAAAUUGUCGACUGCCGAUGGUAAAGCCUUCGCAGAUCCCGAGGUGCUGCGCCGACUGACCUCCUCUGUGAGCUGUGCGCUGGACGAGGCUGCGGCCGCCCUCACCCGCAUGCGAGCCGAGAACACGCUCAACGCCGGCCAAGCGGACAACCGUAGCUUGGCGGAGGCCUGUUCAGACGGGGACGUCAAUGCUGUCCGUAAGCUCCUGGAUGAAGGAAGAAGCGUGAACGAGCACACAGAAGAAGGCGAGAGUCUCCUGUGCUUGGCCUGCUCGGCUGGCUACUAUGAACUUGCCCAAGUGUUGCUUGCCAUGCAUGCGAAUGUUGAGGAUCGAGGGAUCAAGGGUGACAUCACCCCUCUGAUGGCAGCAGCGAGUGGAGGCUAUGUGGACAUUGUCAAGCUGCUGCUGGUGCACGGGGCUGACGUCAAUGCCCAGUCUUCAACAGGCAACACGGCCUUGACGUACGCCUGCGCGGGGGGCUUCGUGGAUGUCGUGAAGGUGCUGCUGAAGGAGGGCGCGAAUAUCGAAGACCACAACGAGAACGGCCACACGCCUCUCAUGGAGGCGGCCAGCGCAGGCCAUGUGGAGGUGGCCCGGGUGCUCCUGGAGUAUGGGGCUGGCAUCAACACGCACUCCAACGAGUUCAAAGAGAGCGCGUUGACGCUGGCGUGCUACAAAGGACAUUUAGACAUGGUGAGGUUUUUGCUGGAAGCAGGAGCUGACCAGGAGCACAAGACAGAUGAGAUGCACACGGCACUAAUGGAAGCCUGCAUGGACGGCCAUGUGGAGGUGGCGCGGCUGCUGUUGGACAGCGGGGCCCAGGUGAACAUGCCUGCCGACUCCUUCGAGUCUCCCCUGACGUUGGCGGCCUGCGGGGGCCACGUGGAGCUGGCGGCGCUGCUCAUCGAGCGAGGGGCCAACCUGGAGGAGGUCAACGAUGAGGGGUACACGCCGCUGAUGGAGGCGGCGCGGGAGGGCCAUGAGGAGAUGGUGGCCCUGCUGUUGGCACAGGGAGCCAAUAUCAACGCGCAGACAGAGGAGACUCAGGAGACGGCUCUCACACUGGCGUGCUGCGGAGGCUUCCUGGAGGUGGCCGACUUCCUGAUCAAGGCCGGAGCGGAUAUUGAGCUGGGCUGCUCCACGCCCCUCAUGGAGGCGGCCCAGGAGGGCCACCUGGAGCUGGUCAAGUACCUCCUGGCAGCAGGUGCAAAUGUUCAUGCCACCACAGCAACCGGGGACACUGCGCUGACGUACGCCUGCGAGAAUGGUCACACGGAUGUCGCAGACGUGCUUCUCCAGGCUGGGGCUGACCUGGAACACGAAUCGGAGGGAGGGAGAACACCCCUGAUGAAGGCUGCAAGAGCAGGCCACUUGUGUACUGUACAGUUCUUAAUCAGUAAAGGUGCUAAUGUGAACAGAGCCACAGCUAACAAUGACCACACUGUGGUGUCCCUGGCCUGCGCGGGAGGACACCUGGCCGUGGUGGAGCUGCUCCUGGCUCACGGGGCCGACCCGACACACAGGCUGAAGGAUGGAUCAACCAUGCUCAUUGAAGCUGCUAAAGGGGGCCACACGAACGUUGUGUCCUACCUGCUAGACUACCCAAACAAUAUCCUCUCAGUUCCUGCACCUGACCUGUCCCAGCUCACUCCUCCCUCUCAUGACCAGUCUCAGGUUCCUCGUGUUCCAUUCCAGGCCCUGGCGAUGGUGGUUCCCCCCCAGGAGCCGGACCGAGUUCCUUCCAACAUCGCUGCCCCGCCGCCCGUCGCAAACAAAGGUGCAUCCAAGCAAAGGUCAAGCCCCCUGCAGGUCACUGCGGAGCAAGACCUCCUGCCACCUUUCCACCCCUACCAGCCCCUGGAGUGCAUCGUGGAGGAGACCGAGGGCAAGCUGAACGAGCUGGGCCAGCGGAUCAGCGCCAUCGAGAAGGCUCAGCUGCAGUCGCUGGAGCUCAUCCAGGGCGAGCCUCUCACCAAAGACAAGAUCGAAGAGCUCAAGAAGAGCCGCGAAGAGCAAGUGCAGAAGAAGAAAAAGAUCCUAAAGGAGCUGCAGAAGGUGGAGCGGCAGCUACAGCUCAAGACCCAGCAGCAGUUCACCAAAGAGUACAUGGAGGCCAAGGGGCUGAAGGAGGACUCUGGGCAGCUGCCCCCGCAGGGUUCGGACACGGAGGAGGCCGAGCCGGGGCGGGAGGAGGAAGAGGAGGAGGACUUCUCCAAGCUGCCGCAGGUGGACACCAUCUUGUACAGGGACGUUCAGCAGCCGCCUCCCCCUCCCCCACCGCAGCAGCAAGGCCCCCCUGCUCCCGUUCAGACGGGCUUCGUCCCCAUCCAGCCUCUGGCCUCCCAGCAGUCCACCGAUUUCACCAGUAGCGCCGACUGCCCCGGCAGCGGCCCCGACCUGCAGAGGGUGUUGGUUAGCCAGCAGCAGCAGCAGCUGGCGGGGCUGGGACCGGGCCUCUUGGCCCAGGCUCCAGAUGGCUUAAUGGUGGCCACGCCAGCUCAGACGCUCACUGACACCCUAGAUGACAUAAUGGCAGCGGUGAGCAGCCGAGUGCCCAUGUUGAACACUACUCCCUCGCCCACGCCUCAGCCCCCAGCCCAGACGCCCAGCAGCGCCGUCUCCCCUCCGUCGAUGCUGCCUCUCUACCCGUCAGUGGACAUAGACGCGCAUACGGAAAGCAACCACGACACUGCACUGACGCUGGCCUGUGCAGGAGGACACGAAGAGCUGGUGUCGGUGUUAAUAGCGCGCGGGGCCAACAUUGAGCACAGAGACAAGAAGGGCUUCACUCCGCUCAUCCUGGCCGCCACAGCAGGACACGUGGGCGUGGUGGAGAUCCUGCUGGACAAAGGAGGAGACAUCGAGGCCCAGUCAGAGCGAACCAAAGACACGCCGCUCUCUCUGGCCUGCUCUGGAGGGAGGCAAGAGGUUGUGGAGUUGCUGCUGUUGCGUGGUGCCAAUAAAGAGCAUCGCAAUGUCUCCGACUACACACCGCUGAGCCUGGCCGCCUCUGGGGGCUAUGUCAACAUCAUCAAGAUCCUCCUCAACGCCGGGGCGGAGAUCAACUCAAGGACUGGGAGCAAGCUUGGAAUUUCUCCACUGAUGCUGGCUGCCAUGAAUGGGCAUGUGCCUGCAGUGAAGUUACUGCUGGACAUGGGCUCGGACAUCAAUGCCCAGAUCGAGACCAACCGCAACACAGCCCUAACCCUUGCCUGCUUUCAAGGCAGAGCAGAGGUGGUCAGCUUGCUGCUGGACAGGAAGGCAAAUGUGGAGCACAGGGCCAAGACUGGCUUGACCCCGUUGAUGGAGGCUGCAUCAGGAGGCUAUGCAGAGGUGGGCAGAGUCCUGCUGGACAAAGGAGCCGAUGUCAACGCACCACCAGUGCCUUCGUCAAGGGACACAGCUUUAACUAUCGCUGCCGACAAGGGACAUUACAAGUUCUGUGAGCUUCUCAUCAACAGAGGGGCUCAUAUUGACGUACGCAACAAGAAGGGGAACACGCCUCUCUGGCUGGCUGCUAACGGCGGUCACUUCGACGUUGUCCAGCUGCUGGUCCAGGCUGGUGCGGACGUGGACGCUGCCGACAACAGGAAGAUCACUCCGCUCAUGGCUGCUUUCCGCAAGGGCCACGUGAAAGUCGUCCAGUAUCUUGUGAAAGAAGUUAAUCAGUUCCCUUCCGACAUCGAGUGCAUGAGAUAUAUUGCCACCAUUGCCGACAAGGAGCUGUUGAAGAAAUGCCACCAGUGCAUGGAAACCAUUGUAAAAGCCAAAGACCAACAAGCUGCAGAAGCAAAUAAGAAUGCUAGCAUCCUGUUAAAGGAGCUGGACUUGGAAAAGUCCCGGGAGGAGAGCAAGAAGCAGGCCCUGGCCGCCAAGAGGGAGAAGCGCAAAGAGAAGCGCAAGAAGAAGAAGGAGGAGCAGAAGAGGAAGCAGGAGGAGGAGGAAGCUAAAACGAAGGAGGUUUCGGAAAUGCAAGAUACCGAAAAGGAUUCUGCUGAAGAACCUGAAGUUCCCAUAGAGCCUCCAAGCGCAACCACCACCACCACCAUUGGGAUUUCGGCCACCUCCGCCACCUUCACCAGCGCCUUCGGCAAGAAGAGAGCCGGCGUGGUGACGACGCCGAGCACCAACCGCAAGAACAAGAAGAACAAGACCCGGGACACCUCCCAGAACGCUCAGAUCAUCCUCCAGGACCCGCAGAUGUCGCUAGCGCAGCAGAAAGCGGACAAAAACAAAAUCCAGGGGGAGCCGAGAGGCGGCGGGGCUGGAGGUAACAGCGACUCCGACAACCUGGACAGCACGGACUGCAACAGCGAGAGCAGCAGCGGCAGCAAGAGCCAGGAGCUCAACUACCUGCCCGACCUGCCCUCCGCCGCCGCCGACAAGAGGCAGUGCCCCGCGCAGCACGCCCUGCAGAGAGAGGACAAGGUCACCGUCUCCAUCUCCAAGUCGCAGCCAAAAAUGCAAGAAGGCAUCAAUGACGUGACUCCCAGUUCACUACCUUCUACAUUAAAGACUAUUUCACUGCCAGUAUCCUCGCCCAAUGGUAAAAUGAACCUGACCAGCCCCAAAAGAGGCCCAAAGAGAGAAGAGGGCUGGAAGGAAGUUGUCAGGAGAUCUAAGAAGUUGUCGGUUCCUGCCUCAGUUGUGUCCAGGAUCAUGGGGAGAGGCGGAUGUAACAUCACUGCCAUUCAGGACGUCACUGGAGCCCACAUAGACGUGGACAAGCAGAAGGACAAGAAUGGCGAGAGAAUGAUCACCAUCAGAGGAGGAACCGAGUCCACGAGGCACGCUGUGCAGCUCAUCAACGCCCUGAUUCAAGACCCUGCCAAGGAGCUGGAGGACCUGAUUCCCCGGAAUCACAUCCGCACGCCUGCUGCCAACACCAAGAUCGGCUCCACCUUCACCACCUCCACCGGCGCCACCAGCACCACUGCCGCUGGCAACAAGGCCCUGGUGUCGGUGGUGCCUUCCUCCUCCGUGGCGUUCCAGCCUUCCUCGCCCUCCACGUCACAGCCUGGCAGCAAGCUCGCCAAGAACCUCUCGGCCACCGUUCGCCCGCCUUUCCCGGUCUCUCUCCCCCUGGCCUACGCCCAUCCUCAGCUGGCCCUGCUGGCCGCGCAGACUAUGCACCAAAUCAGACACCCCCGCCUGCCCAUGGCCCAGUUCGGCGGCACCUUCUCCCCUUCCCCGAACACGUGGGGCCCCUUCCCCGUGCGGCCCGUGAGUCCUGGGAGCACCAACAGCUCCCCCAAACACAACGGCAGCGGUGCCAUCCGCCCCGGAACCUCCCACGUGGAGUACGCUGGCAGUGCGCUGCCCCCCUCCGUCACCGCCUCCCCUCCCUCCAGCACCUCGCAGCCCCCCGCCUGCCUCACCAACAGCCCCACCCCCUCCUCGGUCCGGAAGCAGCUGUUCAGCGCCGACCCCAAGACCAGCAGCGCGACCUCCGUCACCGCCACCGUCACGAGCGUCUGCAGCACGCGGCCGGCCAGCUCCCCCGCCCCUCUGCACAUGGGCGGCGCCUCGGACAGCAGCAACGUGGGGGCCGGCGGGGCCUUCUGUUCCGCGGCCUCCUCGAUGUCCUCGCUCCAGCCCCCCGCGGGCGCGGCCGAGGCCCGGCAGCAGCAGCAGCUGCCGAUGCCCUACAGCUCGGGCGCGGAGCCAGCGGCCCCUUCCAGCCUGGCUGCCACGCGCCCCGUCGCCAUGUGCUCCAGCACCGUGACUCACACCAGCAACACUUUACCUCACUUCGCCGCCCCCGCCCCCCGGGUCUCUCCCCGCAUGCAGCCUGGCGCCCCCUUCUACUCCAUGGUCCCGGGCAGCUCCAUGCAGCAGGAGCAGCAGUCCGUGUUCGUGCCUCCGGCCCAGACGCAGGAGGCCAUGAAACAGCCAGGCAUGCCGCCCUCCCUGCAGCUCUCCUCGACCAUCAGCAUGAUGAACGGGUCCCAGAUGCACAUCAACCACGGCAACAAGGCCCUGCCGCCCAACUUCGGCCCCGCAGCACUUUUCAAUCAUUUCAGCAGCAUUUUCGACAGCAGCCAGGUCAGCAACAAUCAGGUGUGGGGCGCCUGCCACCUGCCCACGAGAACCCCCCCUGACCAGGCCUACAGCGCUCAGGCCACAUACAUGAGCAACAUGGCGCAGCUGGAGAACGUGCUUCCCCCAGACGGCUCCAAGGCUCCUGGCUUCCGCUCCGCGUCCCAGAGGAUUGUCACCAGUCCGAUCGGAAUGCAUGCUCUAGACCCUUCUGGCAAUUCUAUCUCUUCCUCUUCUACGCCACUGACAAGCUUUGCUACAAGCAUAUCAGGGAGCCCAGUCUUUUUACAAGGCCCAGCUCCUGUAGGGACUCCCAGCUUCAGUAGACAGCAUUUCUCACCACAUCCUUGGAGUGCUUCAACCUCAUGCGAGUCCCCCGUGCCCUCCGUGUCCUCCGGAGCCUCCUCCCCGCUGUCGGCCUCCUCCGCCGCCCCCGCGCUCAACCAGGCCAAGGCCAGCAGCUCCAGCCAGGACCGCAAGGUGCCCCCCCCCAUCGGCACAGAGCGGCUGGCGCGCAUCCGGCAGACCGGCGCCGUCAACCCCGCGCUGCUCACCACCAGCUACACCGCGCCCGUCGGCCAGGGGGGCAUCUGGUCCUUUGGGGUUGGCAGCGCCUCAGAGGCAAUGUCGGGAUGGUCUCAGCCCCUCAUGAGCAACCACAUGAUGCAUCAGCAGCUGUCGGACCAGUCUGCUUUCUCCCAGCAUCAGCCCAUGGAAAGAGACGAUACUGGAAUCGUGGCUCCCUCCAACACCUUCCACCAACAGCCCAUGCCCAGCAACUUCAUGGACUUCCCCAAGGGUUUGCCGAUGUCCAUGUACGGUGGGACCAUGAUUCCGCCUCACCCCCCCAUGGCUGAAGGCCCGGGGGGGCCGCUGUACAACGGACUCCACACUGCCGACCCCGCCUGGAACCCCAUCUUAAAAGUCGUCCCUAAUUCUGCAGAGAACUCAGACCCCCAGCAGGUCUGGCCUGGUACUUGGGCACCACAUAUUGGAAACGUGCAUCUGAACCAUGUUAACUAAAAAGAUUGAGGCAUAACGAAAUUGAAAUUGAGAUGUUAAACUUGUAGUGUCCUAAAGUUAAAAUUGGAAGGAUGGACACCAUUUUUGAUGUGCCUAACUAAAAUUUCUGUGUGGGCUGUUACUUCUAUUUACCACUGUCUAUGAACAAAUGGAUUGCCUGUACAACAGGAUACAUUCUCUGCUUAGUUUAGCCAUUUUGACUUUAAACCCACAUAAACUGUUCUUGGGCUGUUGGCUCAACAGUACUGUAAGCUAUUUAUAUGCAGCCAAGAACUAGAUGAUUACAUAAAGAUAAAUCAGACCUUUUAGAGUGGUAAAUACAUGUAUAAUUGUUUACAUACUAAAAAGGGUUAAAAUGAGAGUAAAUUUCAUGUCGUAUAGUGGCUCUACUUUAUGUAGCCUGUAUUAAUGUGAAAUAUUUACCUUAAUAUUCAAUAAAAAGAUGGAACUGUAA
This is a messenger RNA of Lepisosteus oculatus (spotted gar), 9235 nucleotides long. The record is from RefSeq and is a predicted model, not a curated record. NCBI's taxonomy places the organism in Eukaryota, Metazoa, Chordata, Actinopteri, Semionotiformes, Lepisosteidae.